Molecule: messenger RNA, 210 nt
Organism: Scedosporium apiospermum
Lineage: Eukaryota; Fungi; Ascomycota; Sordariomycetes; Microascales; Microascaceae
Exons: 2
Coding region: 1-210 (69 amino acids)
Source: RefSeq, a predicted model, not a curated record
AUGGAGACUCCUGACUGGAAAGGACCUACUUUUGAAAAGGAAGUGGUCACUCCGCUUGAGCGCGAUAGACAUGGCAAAGGAUACACCGACGAGACCGACCCGGACGAACCGAACGGAACCGUAGUCGAACCUAAGGAGGAGAAGCCAAAGAAGCAGAACUCGUCGUCCUCCAGGCGGUCCCCCAGGAGCAAGAAAAGCCACAAGACGUAG